AUGACUUGCAAUCCAAAUUGGAGUGAAAUCAAAGCAGAAUUGUUACCAAAUGAAAAGCCACAAAAUAGACCUGAUCUUCUUGUCCGAGUGUUUAAAAGCAAAUUUGAACACUUGAAAAAUGAAGUUAUAAGAAAAAAACUAUUUGGUCCAGUUACAACUUUCACAUAUGUAAUCGAAUUUCAGAAACGGGGCCUUCCUCAUGUUCAUUUACUUCUUAUUCUUCAACGAGGUCACAAGCUAGAUUCUCCAGAAAAAUUUGAUGAUUUCAUAUCUGCUGAGCUGCCUAACAAAGAAAAGUUUUCACACUUGUACUCAAUGGUUGUCAAAAACAUGAUGCAUGAUUCUUGUGGUUCUUUGAAUUCUAAUAAUGUUUGUAUGAAAAAUGGCCUGUGUAAGAACCAUUAUCCUAGAGAUUUUGUUUCAAUGACAACCAUAAAAGCUGAUGGAUACCUUAACUAUAGGCAGCGCAACAAUAAUGAAAUAGUUAAAGUUCGAGGGCACAUGUUGAACAAUAAAUGGGUUGUUCCCUAUAACCCAUAUCUUCUUGCAAAGUUUGAUUGUCACAUUAAUGUGGAAAUUUGCUCUACUAUUAAGGCUGUCAACUACUUAUGGAUAUCUUCUCCAAAAGCAAUGUGGAGAAUAUACAAGUUCCCUUUGAAUCAAAUUAAUCCUGUUGUGAUAAGCUUGCAACUACACCUUGAAGAUUGCCAAAUUGUUAGCUUUCGAAAGACAGAUGACUUGCGCUCUUUAGCUAACGAUGAAUUUCUUUCAAGAACAAUGUUGACUGAGUUUUUUGUGAUGAAUAGAACAAACAAAAAAGCUCAAGAAGGAAAAUAUUUAUACAAGAAAUUUCCUGAAUUCUUUGUUUGGGAUGCCCAACAUAGAAUGCGGAAUGAAAGAAAGCAAAGAGAGGUGAUUGGAAGGAUAAUCACUACAAAUCCAAAAGAAGGCGAGCGAUAUUAUUUGCGAUUAUUAUUGAAUCAUGUACAGUGCCCAACUUCAUUUCGUCAAUUGAGAACUAUUAAAGAAGUGACAUACAACUCUUUCAGAGAAGCUGCUCUUCAAUAUGGUCUAUUAGAGGAUGAUGAAAGUCAUGAAAAGUGCUUAGAAGAAGCAAGUACUUUUCAAAUGCCUUCUUCAUUACGACAAUUGUUCGCAACAAUACUUGUGUAUUGUAGUCCACAUGAUCCAAAAGCUUUAUUCUUAAAAUUUGAAAGAACAAUGUCGGAGGAUCUUUGUAGAGAAGGACAAUUAUCUACAGAACAAAUUCGUUCUAGAGUUUGCAAAAUAUAA
Camellia sinensis is the source of this 1293-nucleotide messenger RNA. RefSeq lists its product as uncharacterized. NCBI's taxonomy places the organism in Eukaryota, Viridiplantae, Streptophyta, Magnoliopsida, Ericales, Theaceae. The record is from RefSeq and is a predicted model, not a curated record.